Cavia porcellus (domestic guinea pig) is the source of this 3310-nucleotide messenger RNA. RefSeq names its product SV2 related protein (gene Svop). Gene Ontology annotation, molecular function: transmembrane transporter activity. NCBI's taxonomy places the organism in Eukaryota, Metazoa, Chordata, Mammalia, Rodentia, Caviidae. The record is from RefSeq and is a predicted model, not a curated record. Bases 354 to 2000 code for a protein of 548 amino acids. The transcript has 16 exons. Gene Ontology annotation, biological process: transmembrane transport. Gene Ontology annotation, cellular component: membrane.
CUCUGGCAGAGGGGCAUUUCACAGGCUGAUGCCUCCUGGGCACCGAGGAGGACCACCAGCCCCACGCAGCGCGGCGGUGCCCGCUCUGCGCAGACGGCCCUCCCCGCCCCCUCUGCCCGCGCACCUCCUCGGCCCCCGCCUCCUGCCCUCCGCCCACUCUCGCCGCGGUCUCCCGGCGGCGGCGGCUUUGUCUCGUGGGCUGCUCCCCGCGGCUCCCUCCCCGGAACGGCUGCCGGCCGAGGGAGGCCUGGGCGCGGAGCUGUCCGGCGCCCCGGUGCUGAAACCGCGAACCCUCGUCCUCCACCACCACCAUGUAAGGCCAUGAGAAGGGCUCGUCCUGGCGCAGCGCGGACAUGGAGGAGGACUUAUUCCAGCUCAGGCAGCUGCCGGUGGUGAAAUUCCGUCGCACAGGUGAGAGUGCACGGUCAGAGGACGACACGGCUUCGGGAGAGCAUGAGGUCCAGAUCGAAGGGGUCCGAGUGGGCCUAGAAGCUGUUGAGCUGGACGAUGGAGCAGCUGUGCCCAAAGAAUUUGCCAAUCCCACUGAUGAUACUUUCAUGGUGGAAGAUGCGGUGGAAGCCAUCGGGUUUGGGAAGUUUCAGUGGAAGCUGUCUGUUCUCACUGGCUUGGCUUGGAUGGCCGAUGCCAUGGAGAUGAUGAUCCUCAGCAUCCUGGCUCCGCAGCUGCACUGCGAGUGGCAGCUCCCCAGCUGGCAGGUGGCAUUGCUGACGUCGGUGGUCUUUGUAGGCAUGAUGUCCAGCUCCACGCUCUGGGGAAAUAUCUCCGACCAGUACGGCAGGAAGACGGGGCUGAAGAUCAGCGUGCUCUGGACUCUCUACUAUGGCAUCCUCAGUGCUUUUGCACCUGUGUAUAGCUGGAUCCUGGUGCUCCGAGGCCUGGUGGGCUUUGGGAUUGGAGGGGUCCCCCAGUCGGUGACGCUGUAUGCCGAGUUUCUUCCCAUGAAAGCCAGAGCCAAGUGUAUUUUGCUGAUUGAGGUCUUCUGGGCCAUCGGGACAGUGUUCGAGGUCAUCCUGGCCGUGUUCGUGAUGCCCAGCCUGGGCUGGCGCUGGCUGCUCAUCCUCUCGGCUGUCCCGCUCCUCCUCUUUGCUGUCCUGUGUUUCUGGUUGCCAGAGAGUGCAAGGUACGAUGUGCUGUCCGGGAACCAAGAAAAGGCGAUUGCCACCUUAAAGAGGAUAGCGACAGAAAAUGGAGCCCCCAUGCCACUCGGGAAGCUCAUCAUCUCCAGACAGGAAGACCGAGGCAAAAUGCGGGACCUUUUCACACCCCAUUUCAGAUGGACAACGCUGCUGCUGUGGUUUAUAUGGUUUUCCAAUGCAUUUUCCUACUAUGGGUUAGUUCUUCUCACCACCGAGCUCUUCCAGGCGGGUGACGUCUGCAGCAUUUCCAAUCGGAAGAAGGCGGUGGAAGCGAAAUGCAGCCUGGCCUGUGAGUACCUGAGUGAGGAGGAUUACAUGGACCUGCUGUGGACCACCCUUUCCGAGUUUCCGGGUGUCCUUGUGACUCUGUGGAUCAUUGACCGCCUGGGCCGCAAGAAGACCAUGGCCCUAUGCUUCAUCAUCUUCUCCUUCUGCAGCCUCCUACUGUUCAUCUGUGUUGGCAGAAAUGUGCUCACUCUGUUACUCUUCAUUGCAAGAGCGUUUAUUUCUGGAGGCUUCCAAGCAGCCUAUGUUUACACACCUGAGGUCUACCCCACUGCGACGCGUGCGCUGGGCCUGGGCACCUGCAGCGGCAUGGCGAGAGUGGGGGCUCUCAUCACUCCGUUCAUCGCUCAGGUGAUGCUGGAGUCAUCCGUGUACCUGACCCUGGCGGUUUACAGUGGCUGCUGCCUCCUGGCUGCCCUGGCCUCCUGCUUUUUGCCUAUCGAGACCAAAGGCCGAGGACUACAGGAAUCCAGCCACCGGGAGUGGGGCCAGGAGAUGGUUGGCCGAGGGGCUCACGGUGCCGGUGUCGCCAGGUCGAACUCUGGCUCUCAGGAAUAGUGACCGCUGCUGGGGCUGAGCUGGUCUUGAAGGCUGGGAGCCUGGAGAGCUGGUGGAGCCCAGCUGAGCCACUCAUGGUCACUGCCGACGUCAAGAGGUCACUCAAAGGUGACCUGGACCAACAGGGCUUUGUGUCAUGACUCUGUUUGCCCACAUUCAUUGAGGUCCACCGGGGCGGGGAGGCAUUUGCUCUGGGUUUCUGUGUGUCGGGGGAAAGUUUACUAAAAACCUGUGAAUCUGCAUGAUGGGAAAAUGGCCACUACAGGAGGGGUCGGGAUGCUGGCUGUCAAACAGCUGCUGUCCAGAGUCACCUGGUUCCACCCUCAGUGGACAACCACUGGAAAAAAAGUCUCUGUAGAUACAGUCCAGGCCCUGCACAGACCAGACCUGUUCAUUAAGCAUCUCCUACACUCCAGGCCCCAGGCUUUCUUCUUUGAAAUAACACAUGACCAAGGUGUGCAGCCUGAGUUCCCAUGUUCCCUCAGCAGGCUCCUUCUGAUUGGCUCCCCUGAGCCCGCGUGGCGGGGACAGUGGCAGACAGAUACACACUGAACUUGAGCCAUGUGUGUCCACCCUCUUCGGAGCUGCUGUCUCUGGCUCCAGGGAGAGAGCUAGGAGAGCCUUACUCCACCCACAACCUGGAAAUUGGGGGCUGAAGCCUGAAGGAAAAGAAACCACGGCAGGACGCUCUCCUUCUGAAGCUGGGGUGUCUUUUCUGGCCUCUUCCUAGGUCAGGCUGAAUGGUGAUUCUGGGAAAGAAAACAGCUCACUCAGGUUUCAGGGGUUUGGAUUUUGUGGCCAGGCAGAUGGCCGAAUGGGCAGAGAAAGCUGUGUGACAUUCAUCCCUGGCUCCGGUCAGGGUCUGGGGAUCACAAACCCUGCUGUGAAGCGCUGCCCUCCCCAUACACCCCAGUUCUGUGCUGCACUGUCUACCAGGGGCUGUCCUUGUCCUUACAGAAGUAGCUCCUUGCUUCCAGCAAUGGAGCCUGGGGCAGAGAUGCCCUGGAAUGGGGAGGAGCAGGAGGGCACAGGUUUGUGAGAGGUGUACCUUUCAGAGGAGGGAGGAGGCCAGCUGGGCUUGGGGUUGGCCCAAGAGGAAGGGCUCGAGCUAGGUCUCCACAGACUACAUCCACUCCCAGGGUCGGGUCUAGAUGAACCUGUUCCCCGUGGUGAAGGCAGAGACCUAGAGAAGUGGGGAGGAAGCUGCAGAUCCCAUCAAAGGCCGGAGAAAACAGACCCGUUGCUCGAAGUACACAUUGCAAGGAAGCCAAAUGUGUGUUCAUCUCUUAUUAAAACAUGUUGGUGAUGGA